This is a messenger RNA of Trichoplax adhaerens, 2676 nucleotides long. RefSeq lists its product as uncharacterized. The transcript has 20 exons. Gene Ontology annotation, molecular function: RNA binding; metal ion binding. Gene Ontology annotation, cellular component: nucleus. NCBI's taxonomy places the organism in Eukaryota, Metazoa, Placozoa, Uniplacotomia, Trichoplacea, Trichoplacidae. Bases 1 to 2676 code for a protein of 891 amino acids. Gene Ontology annotation, biological process: mRNA processing. The record is from RefSeq and is a predicted model, not a curated record.
AUGCCACUAGUGCCUGCCUGGCUCAUAUCCACUGCCAGUGUAUCAUCGUUAGGUCGGACAUCGUGUGCUUCUUCUUUUGGCAAAGAAGCAAGUCAACGAGACGUUGAGGAACAAAUGCAUAUCGAAGAUUUUGAUGCGCUUAAAGUGUGGCUAACAAAUCGUUUACAACCUAUUUGCGAUGCUGAUCCUAACGCCUUGGCUAAGUAUGUAAUAGCUUUAGUUAAAAAAGAAAAACCAAAUAACGAGGUCAAGAAUAUCUGUCUAAAUCAGUUAGAAGUUUUUCUUGCUUCAGAAACUACCAACUUCGUCAAUGAAUUAUUUGAUGCCUUGAAAAAGAAAGCAUAUUUAUCAGUAGAUGAUACUACGACUGAUGCUCCAGGCAUCGACAAUGCACCCAAUGUUGAUAGAAGAAUAUCACACUACGAGACCCUUGAUGAUGAUGAGAGAGAUUUUAGGAGGGCACCACGGUCGCGUAACGACGAAGACAGAAUCGAAGAGUCUGUCGAACAUAAUAAUAAUAAUGAGCCAACUGGCAUUCAUGUUGUAGUCUCCACUAGCAAUAGAAGAUCUAAGCGUCGACCGGAAGAUGAUGGACGAAUAGGACAACAUGAUAGAAUUAAUCGCGGCAGACAGCGAACCGAUAGACGGUCAGAUCGUGGAAAAAAUGAGAUGAAAAAUUUAGCGGAUGUUGGUGAUAGGGAAGCACCGGGCACGGUCAACGCUAAUAAUAGGGUACGCUUCCCUCCGAAAAUUCAACAACGAUGCCGUGAUUACGAUGAAAAGGGAUUUUGUGUGCGCGGUGAAACUUGUCCGUAUGACCAUGGCAAUGACGCGGUUGUAGUUGAAGACACACAACAAUUAAGAUUACCAGCAUCUGAUAUACUUGUAGUUGAUAAUGGUAAUAGACCUCCAUUUCGCGUUGGACCUGGAAGGAUGCAACAUCAUAACCCUCCGCCUAAUAUGAUGCCCAUUGUACGUCCAGUUCCACCUGGAUUAAGAUCUUCUAUGCCUCCACCACCGCCAAUGCAAGCAUCAAGAAUGUCUAUGCCGCCACCUAGACAACCAGGAGGUCCUAUUCGCGGUAAAAGAUUACCCUUCUCGGGGAAUGAUGCCUAUAACCCUGAACAGCCUUCGUUUGAAGGUAGAGCUAUGAUGCCGCCACCGGUAUGGCCACUUAGAACGCCUACGUCAGAAAUGAAUUCCGGUAAACCUAUGUCAGAUUUACCCAGGUUUAAACCGCCCAUGUCGGAUGUUAAUAAUGAAAUGAAUAAAAAACGAGUUGCUGAAAUGGAUGAUACUGGACCUCCCCAAAAACGUCGCUUCGAUUAUAAUCGUCUUGGCUUUAAAAGCAAGGCCAGAAUUAGAGAUUCAGUUACUCUAGAAAUUAGAAAAAUUCCACAGGAAUUAAACACUAUAACGAAGUUGAACGAACAUUUUGGAAAAUUUGGUAAUAUUAUGAAUAUUCAGAUUGGCGUCGAAGGGGAUAAACAAGCUGCAUUAAUUCAGUUUUCAACUCACGCUGAAGCUAAAAGUGCUCAUGAUAGCCCAGAAGCUGUUCUAAAUAAUAGAUUUAUUAAAGUUUUUUGGAAAAUUGACCCAAUACCGGAAACUGAGCAAAAACCGGAUGAUGAUAAAGAUUCUCAGCCCAGUAAUGCUACAGAGCUUGCGAAUGUUGGUGAUAAUUCUUCAAAACCAUCAGUUGUGCCAAACAAGUUUCAUAAUCCUGAGGCGUUUAAGAUGUCUCGUAGCGCAGCAGCAACGCCCACUGCUGGAAAUAGUAGUAAGGAUAUCGUACAAAAAAGAUUAGAAAUACAAAAACAGUCUCAAGAUUUAUAUCAGAAAUUAAUUACGCAGUAUAAGAUUCUUGCUAAGAAAUUGAAUGAUACAAAAAAUCCGAAAGAACGUGAUUUUAUACUUCAGUCACUUAAAAAAUUAAACGAAGAUAUCGAUUCGGUUAAAAAUAGGCUAGUUUCAGUUCCAAAAUCUCGAAAAGAUGCCCAAAAGGAGCUAUUAGAUAAAGAAUUAGAGCUGCUGUCAAAGCAAAAUAGCGGUGAAGACACUGCAGAGUUAGAAAAAAGGGUUGAACUAUUAAAGAAAGAGGCGACAGAUCUUGGAUUAAUUGAAAGCCCGAACAAACCAUUUCAUGGAAGGAUUCGCCGAAAGCAACUACGUGGUAGAUGGAGCACGAGAUUUAGAGGUCGUGGUAGAGGACACGCUGCUGUUUCAAGUAGAUCUGUUUUAGAUAAGAGGACAUCACAAUUAAGCGUCCAAGGCCUAUCAAUGGACGAUAAAGACGACAUUAUUACACAUUUUACUCAAUUUGGUAACGUUACUGGAGUUGACGUUGGCGAAAAUGAUCACGUAAUCGUUAAAUUCUCAACUAGGAAAGAGGCGGAAAUUGCCGCUGUAAAAGGAGUCAUCUACAAAACGAAAUCUUUAGUAUUUUCAUGGUAUAAUCCUAAGCCCCAAUCGGAGCCACAAAAAAUGGUAACAGAGGAGAAACAGGAACUAGACUUAGAAUCUGCUCUAUUAGCUGAUGACAUGACAGAAGAUAGUAAUAAGGAACCGGAAGGUUCUAUGAACGUAUCAGAUAAUGAAGGUUUGUCGUCCAGUGAGGAUAGUUUGUUACUGGAUGAAGAGGAUGAAGCUGAUGAAGAUAGGCCGUGGAGGCGAUAG